AUGGCCCUGGGACAGAGGCUGUUCAUCACUAUGUUCCGGGGAGUAGGACAUGUUCAGGGCACGCUGCAGGCUCUCGUCUUCUUAGGCGUCCUAGUGGGCAUGGUGGUGCCCUCACCUGCGGGCACCCGCGCCAACGGCACGCUGCUGGACUCCAGAGGCUGGGGCACCCUCUUGUCCAGGUCUCGAGCUGGGCUAGCUGGAGAGAUUUCGGGUGCGAAUUGGGAAAGUGGCUAUUUGGUGGGCAUCAAGCGGCAGCGGAGACUCUACUGCAACGUGGGCAUUGGCUUCCACCUCCAGGUGCCCCCCGACGGCCGGAUCAGUGGGACCCACGAGGAGAACCCCUACAGCCUGCUGGAGAUUUCCACGGUAGAGCGGGGUGUGGUGAGCCUCUUUGGUGUGAAAAGCACCCUGUUCAUCGCCAUGAACAGUAAAGGAAGACUGUACACAACGCCCAGCUUCCAAGAGGAAUGCAAGUUCAGAGAAACCCUCCUUCCAAAUAAUUACAACGCCUACGAGUCAGACCUGUACAGAGGGACCUACAUCGCACUGAGCAAAUAUGGACGGGUAAAGCGGGGCAGCAAGGUGUCCCCAAUCAUGACUGUCACUCACUUCCUCCCCAGGAUAUAAGGACCCACGAGUGCAGGAAGGCUCACAAAAUGACAGCUGCGUCUUUUCUGUUGGAAUUUUCCACAAGAGAACAGUUCUGCUCUCUGCUCAUAUCCUGUGACUUCUGAGUCUGGCUUAUCUUGUGCCUCAAGAGACCGGAGUUGGUUUCCUUGGCCACUGGACUGCAUGGCAUGUAACCCGCAUGACUGAAGGGUUGCAGUUGACAUCUCGGAAUGGCAGUGGAUCCUGUACUUUGACCUCACCUGAGGAGAGACAGUAUAUAUGAUACUUGUGACUUGUGGUCCCAUGCAUAAGAAAAGGCCAGGAUGGGAGUGUACCUGUGGCCAUGCAUACCCACACAUCUUCGUGUAGAUUCUCAGAGCAAAGGCAUUUCAAAAAUUUUUUUCUUUCUCCUGACAUUGUCACUGCAAGAAUCUUCCUGUCGAAGCAUCACUUGUCAAGUCAGCGGGAUUGAGGUGUGCCUCAUUAUAUCUUGUUCUUAUCACCCAUUCAUCCACAUCCAUUCAUCCAGAGGCAUUAACUGCACCAGGUGUCUGAGUGACAGUGAGCGGCUGUCUUUUACAUGUAGGGAGGAAGGGGGGGUUGAAAAAGUAUUUGCAAACUAGAAAAAAAUAACCUGGCACCCUGGACUCCAUGCCCACUGGACUUCUGAGAACUCCACGAUGCAUUGUUAAGGAAGCUGGGGGACAAGGAGACCCCUCCUUGGAAGAAAGUGAUAGAACAGUGUUUGUGGCCAUUGGGGAGAUCUGGGAAGGCAGAGGGACUGGAUGUUCUGUAGAGAGCAGCACUGCCUGGAGGGCUUUAAGCUGUGUGUGACUCUAAGAACUGGCCAGCACCAGGCCGCCUGCCCAUAACGUUUCCUCACUUUGAACCAGGUCUUAUUUUAACCUCAGAUGACAAGGAUCCUAAUAAUGGCAACCUCCCUGGCAAAGAAGGGCAGUGUGCAAAUUAGGGCAUGAAGGAAGUCCAGAGGCUUUGGACUCACCACGGUGAUCCCUCUCCAACUAUGUCCAGGAAACGCGCCCAAGUUCUCACCAGAUACCCUCACUUCCUCCUCACUGUCCCAAUCGUACAUACACAAUGCCUCCUGGAUGCCGUAGGAUGGGCACUGAGACCUUUUGUGUGUGCCCCUCUUCCUCACUACAGUAGGAGAGGCGUGAUAAUCCCGGGAUUCAGGCAGCCAAGCUGAAGUGGCUUCUUGCUCUACAAUGCCUUCAUGCCUCUUGUCCUUUGAGAGUAUUUUAAACUGAGGUUCCCCGAGAGACUAUAAAUGUGGUCUGCCUCGAGCCUGCAGAUUCCUGAACUCUUGGAAUGUUCCUAAAUCUGAUACCAGUGAGAGCCAUAUCAGUGCACAAAUAUUUUCAGCAUAUGUUACAAAAUGACCUGACACCCUCUGCUACUCUUGGGAGCCCUGACCUGCAAGGCAAUCCCUCAUCUGUUGCAAAUGCCUCCCUCUCCAACAUACCUCUCUAUUCGUAGCUUCACCACUCUGUAGAAGCUCUGAGCUCAGGGACUCUGAGUGGAAGAUGGAGGUUGGCAAUACAAAAGAGAGACACCAUUCUAGCUCCCUCCUUUGCCCUCAAGUGUCAGGGUGGACAAGCGAUGGGUGAGGAGGAAGGGUAGGAGCUAGGUGAGACAAAUUAACAUGAACAUCCCCAACUACAAGGAACCCAGUCUUGGCUCAGUGUAAGGGGAAGAGAAACUGGCCCAUCUUAACUGCUAGGAUGUUGGAGUGCAAGUCAGUUGGGAAGGAGAGAAAGACACCUUUCUUUAGGACAUCUUCGCCAGUGCCAUCAACCUCAUCACAGGGUUUGUGAGAAAUUGGUCACUUGGAAUUUUGAGUGUGUUCAUUCUUGAUGGAACUAUAAGGACAGGAUGGCUGGGGCUGUGGUCUGAGAUAGGGAUAGGAAAAAAUAUUUUAAGCCUCGAGACAGUCAACCACCAGCCUCCUUGCCUCCCUUCCCUCCCUUCCUGUCUUUCUUUCUAGAUCUUUAGACCUACAUACCUCAAGCCACUGUACUCUAGAGAGGUUGCAAGCCACUGGGCUGCUGGAUUUUCCCCCCUUUUUGCUGAGGCUCAGGAGGCUGCUCAAAUCCUGACAAGAAGUUUCACCAAUUGUCCACUUGCGCCUUUCGUGAUCAGGGUAUGAAAGAGAAGCUACAGAAUCCCCGGAUGGAGCAGGCCCAGUGUCCAGCUGAUGGGAAGCAGUACUGGCACGAGGAUUUCCUUUAUGGUCCAAUGCAUGGCUGAUAAUUUCAACUUUUUCUCAUGGAAAGAAAUUCUCUUAAGAGGUUUCUCUUUGACCUCAAAUGACUUGGGUGAAGCCCAAUUCACAGGCAAAUUAAGGGACAAGAGAAGAACACAGCCAGUGAGAGGUGUGGUAAAUGCCUUCUCUCAGGCCACUGUGAACAGGGGUGGAGUGUUAUUUCCUGGUCACCUGCUCUCCUCGAAGCUAUUGUUUGUAACCCUCUCACUGAUAUGCAAUAUAUAAAUUCAUGGGGGCAGACCUGGAGAGAUGGCUCAGUGGUUAAGAGCACUUGAUACUCUUUCAGAGAAACUAGGUUCAGUUUCUGGUACCCACAAGGUGGCUACAGCCAUCUUUUACUCCCUAAUGUCCAACACCCCAUCCCUCCUGGCUCCAAGGGCACUGCACAGAUGUGCAGACAAAACAUCUCAUCGUCCCACUGCCUUGUGACACCUCUUUGCUUCCUACUUCCAAUACAUAUUUUUACCUUCCUUUGGAAGACAGUGGACAGUCUAAUAAUGAAACCCUGUCAUUACCCUUCCCAGACUCCUGCUCUGUUGCAUCCCACAGUUACCCCAACAGACAAAGUUAUCCUCACACAUUGCUCCAAGCCCUUGGUCACAACCAUUCUAUGGUUUAAGAACAGGUCUUUUUUUCUUGUUAUCUGAAUCAAUACAACCUGUCUUCCUUUUAGACAUAUGUUUAUCUCUAGAUAAAACAGCCUAGGCCUGAAAUCCGAUCCUGUCCCCAGUCCUAGCCUGUGAGGUUUGACAUUCUUCACAUGUGGCCUCCAGCCCCUUUCACUGCCCCAAGACCACAGAUGCUUCAGGUUCUGAAGAAGGAAGGACACUGAAGAGUCCAUGACUCUCAUUGCCUUUGUCACGAGUGCUGUGGUUGCUGGCCCUAAGUCUCCAGCAUAAUAACAUCUCUGCUGAGAUUCCUUUCCGGCCAUUUUUUGUAUGGAGCUAAGCUAGAAAGCAUCAACUUUCUAUCCUUAUGUCUUCCCUUAAGUAAAACCCCAAGUCACUCGUCACAGAACAGGUGACACCCCCUCCUCACAGUGAGUUUCUCCUACCUUCCCUCUCCAUGAUGACCUAGCCAUCCAUGCCACUUCUUUGAAACAGCACCAAAGAUAGAAAUGUUGGAACAAGGCUGGAACCAACAGAAAUACUCGAAGCUAUGCUUACAUCUGAGUGGAUGGAGUCUCUUCAUGGAGCAGGAGUAGAGUGGCUACCCCCAACCAGACCCUGACUCUAGGGCAGUGUGCAGAUCGCCAACAUGGAGCCAUGUUUGUAUACCUCAUGAACUACCGAAACCCCAGCCUCAGACACGGUCCUCUUUGUCUUCACUGUUAAGGACCUCGGGCUGGGUCCUGGUGCAGACCUGUCCUCAAGCUUGAGGGCAGUGGGUAAGAAAUCCAGAAGCUGUUCAGUCAUGUGCUUGUGAAAUGUGAUGUUUCUAUUUUUAAUAUGUAUGUGCUAUGCACAAACCAUAACAUGUUCCAGCAAGAAGUUAAAGGUCUUUUUAUACAUUUCUCUAAACUGUUUGACUCCACCCCUCCCAUUAAAAGCGACAACAAA
Mesocricetus auratus (golden hamster) is the source of this 4452-nucleotide messenger RNA. RefSeq names its product fibroblast growth factor 6 (gene Fgf6). Gene Ontology annotation, biological process: positive regulation of cell population proliferation; regulation of cell migration; positive regulation of protein phosphorylation. Lineage: Eukaryota; Metazoa; Chordata; Mammalia; Rodentia; Cricetidae. The record is from RefSeq and is a predicted model, not a curated record. The transcript is spliced from 3 exons. Bases 1 to 627 code for a protein of 208 amino acids. Gene Ontology annotation, cellular component: cytoplasm. Gene Ontology annotation, molecular function: fibroblast growth factor receptor binding; growth factor activity.